This is a messenger RNA of Leptopilina boulardi, 1569 nucleotides long. RefSeq names its product KRAB-A domain-containing protein 2-like. Gene Ontology annotation, biological process: DNA integration. Gene Ontology annotation, molecular function: nucleic acid binding. Lineage: Eukaryota; Metazoa; Arthropoda; Insecta; Hymenoptera; Figitidae. Bases 1 to 1569 code for a protein of 522 amino acids. The record is from RefSeq and is a predicted model, not a curated record. The transcript has 2 exons.
AUGUAUGAAAUCGUGCAGAUUGGUUCUGAGUGCAAUUUAAUUUUAAAAAGGAGUAGUGGAAGUGACGAUCUUGUUUAUAUGGUCCCGUUUGAAGAAUAUUAUACAAAACUAAUGGAAGCACAUACUCAAACUGGGCAUGGGGGCCGUGACAGGAUGAUAUACUAUAUGAAAAAAAAGUGGCGCAUCCCCAGAAAUGCUUGUGAAAUAUUCAACAAUUUAUGUGAAACUUGUAAUCUGAAGAAAUCAAGUAAAAGGAAAGGUGUAGUUGUCAAACCAAUUAUUUCGCAUGGUUUUAACGCACGUGGUCAAGUUGACCUGAUUGAUUUUCAGUCUUGUCCGGAUGGAGAAUACAGAUGGCUCAUUAACUACCAAGAUCAUGCCACAAAGUUUUUACACCUUCGUCCUAUCAAGUCAAAACAUGCAUCUAAUGUCGCAAAAGAAUUAUCAAAAAUUUUCUUCACUUUUGGGGCACCGGCCAUAUUGCAGAGCGACAAUGGUAGAGAAUUUACUGCCAAUGUUAUCCGCGAGCUCGUUUCUAUUUGGCCCCAUAGUAAAAUGGUUCAUGGACGACCUCGUCAUCCACAAACUCAGGGGAGCGUUGAGCGCGCUAAUGCCGACGUCGAAAACAUGCUGCGGGCAUGGAUGGUCGACAAAAAAUCAAAUGAGUGGGCACGAGGCUGUUAUGAAGUUCAGUGGCUAAAAAACACUUCAAAGCACCGCAUAAUUAAUAGAGCUCCAUACGAAGCCAUACUUGGGCCAAUAAGGAAUGGUUUAGCAUGUUUUAAUCUACCUGACAGUGUGACAGAAAAUUUAGAAACAGAGGAAGAUUUAGAAAAUGCUCUUUCCAGUUUCAAAGAACUCCAUGCCAAUCAAGAGGACCUAUCAUCUUCAAGUUCACAAACCUACGAAGAAAAUGGGACUGAAUCAAGAGCACAGGGUCAAAUACAAAAAUUUUGCGGUAUUUGUGAAACACCAAUGGAAGUAAAAGACACCGUUUCUUGUAUGGAAUGCGAUGCUGAAUUUCAUUUUCAAUGCGUGAAUCAAGUUGCUGCAGAUAAAUUUAUUUGUUUACUUUGUGCAAGAGGGAAACACCUACUCGAUGCCCAAGAAGACUGCAACAAAAGGCAAAAAAUUGCAGCUGAGAAAAUGGUAACAUUUUCUCAAGAAUUGUUUCCGCCACUUUCUAUCGGAGAUUGUGUUACCAUAACAAUUCCUUCUGUUGAUCGAGGGCCUUUAGAUUUCGGGAAAAUCUUUGGAAUUAUCACGGACUUCAAAAAUGGAGUAUAUCAAGUAGGAACUGAGAAUGGAGUGAUCAACGUCUGGUUUCCUAGGACCGAAAUUGAAAAAUCAGGAGCUGCUGUGAUGCACCUUCAAGACGUUCAAAGAGAUAUUUCCAUUUCUCUUCGAGAAGCUGCAUCUUAUCAAUCCAGCGGUGGAGGUCAGGGCUACAAAAAAUGUAAUUGUAUGGCUACAAAAAGUCAAUGCUCCACGAAACGCUGUUCCUGCUUCAAGUCAAAAAUUAAAUGUGGUUCACGGUGCCACAAUGCAAAUCCAUGUAAUAAUAAAUAA